Cladocopium goreaui is the source of this 2067-nucleotide messenger RNA. Lineage: Eukaryota; Dinophyceae; Suessiales; Symbiodiniaceae. The record is from the annotation of a GenBank genome assembly.
GCGAUGUAGCAUUUGUUUUCUGGGCCAUAUGGGGCCAUGGAGUCCAUGGAGUGUAGAGAUGUCGAGAGGUUCAACAACGAGCUGCGCAAGUGGCAGUCCCUUGAAGAUCUUGAAGACUUUAGUGAAGACAUCCGAACACAACUUGCAGAGGUGCCGGGACCGUGUGUCCUGGACCUUUCGGAGGAGAACAUCCUGUCGUUUGGUCAGGGUGAUUGGAGCCUGGUGGAACGAGAUAUCCGGGCAGCUUUCUCAUCAGACUUAGCAGAUUUGAUUCUCAAUUGCUUCAAGGACGUAGUUCAGACCUGCUUGGCGGUCAGGAGAGAAUUGAUUAACUACAAGAAGCUGUGUUUGCACAUGUGGCAGGCAGGCGCUGCUGUCGAGAAAGACCUCCGGCAGCUUGCCAGUUUUUUUUACUGCGAGCUCGUGAAUGGCAAAGCUCCAGAUGCUCGUCGUCAAAGAUAUGUUGAAAUCGCCAAUGCAUUCAACGAGUGUCGAGGUGCUGUGGCGGCGAUUUUUGAUGCCAGGCACUUUAGCAAGGCGAUUUGCGCCUUGCCCCGACAUGUCAAGACCGGUAUGCCGUGGAAGUUUGAAGCUCUACCACAGAGUCUUGAGCUGUGGAAACCCUUAGAACAAGCUCAGCACUUCCUGGAGAACUACCAGCAGAUGGAUGUCUUCUUUGCGUCUAUCCAUCAAGAUGAAACACCAACAAAGCCUGAGACGCCAGAAGGAGAGGAAGAGGUGAUGGUCACAAAGCCCAGCAAGCCGAAACUGUGCACCAGGCAGUGGAAAUCAGAGCGGAAGUUUGUGCAGUCGGAUCUAGGCUCUGAAGGCCUUCGAAGCAUGCUAUGUUCCAUUGAGGCCACAGGACUACGGCUGCCACCGCGAGCCCUGCUGUAUGUGGAGCUGGUUUUAAUUGCUCGCGGAGCUUCCAAGGCGUUGGCCAUUCGGUCAGCGCUUUGUCGCUACAUUGCGGCACUUCAACAGGCUUGUGAUUGGGCAAAGCGCCUGGAAGAACGCUUCAAGGAACUGCUGGAGCCCUCUUCAACGUCCCUCAGCAGUACCGCAAUUUCAGCUGGGCUGCACUUGCAUGGCACUCGCCACUUGUUGAUGAUCAAGGGAAUGCUUCCUGUCUUGGAGGAGAUGCUGCGAUGGCUGGAACCAAUUUCUGAAAUGAGGGCAGAUGAUGCUCGACUUUUUGUCUCGGGCUCUCGCGGCGCUGCAGCCUUUGUCCCGCGAGGCUUCCCAGAUCUCUUAGCAAGGCAUCGCUCUGCUAUUUGCCUCGGUGGUCAUCGCGAGGCAAUGCUCGCAGAAUUGGCUCCUGGAGGCUCUGGUUGGCCAAGAUCAGCUCGACCUGCGAAUGAGGGACAUUGCCAGCAGUGUCGCAUGUGUUUGGUCCAGCUGAGCAGGCUUUGGCUUCACAGGUCUCUUUGCCUCCUGUGUGAAGCGAACGUAAGAUCUGAAGGGCGCUGUCCAUAUGGAGGUGAUCGAUGUGGAAGUCGCAGCUUUUGCCCUCAUGAAAAACGAUGCAUCGUUUGCGAACAAUGGUCCUGUGAGCAGUGCCAACUUCUUCGCGGUGAUGGAGAAGAUGUAUGGCAACUGGUUGUCCAGCGGCAACCAAGUUUGGUCUUCUUGGACUUUGACCGAACCCUAUGCACUACAAAGGCUGGUGCAUCUCCCUUGCAGGGCAUGCAUUCACUCGAUGCCGACUUGGUCACAGUGUGCCGCACUCACUCCAGUGUGCUCAUUGUAACCCGGAGCUCCCGAAGUGAGGACAUAGUGGUUUUUCUCAAGCGACAUGGCAUUCAUGCUGGAACAGGACCAGAUGGGCCAGACAAAUCCUCUGCCAAAGGCUUGCAGGGCAAUGUCUGGGUGCGGAGUGUCAAGCGUGAAGGCUUGGACUCGAAGGCUGCGGUAAUCCUUGAGGCCAUGGACAAGGAAAAGACGGGACUUUUCGUAGAUGAUGAUAUCAAGGAGCUCACCGAUGCAGCGCUGAGAGAACUUGUUGCGCAGCGGCAGCUGCUGCGAUUGUUGUUCGUCAGAUCUGGUGGAAAGGAGUGAAUGAGCAGG